Messenger RNA from Lacerta agilis (Sand lizard), 1959 nucleotides. It is a transcript of the gene C17H11orf68, whose product is annotated as chromosome 17 C11orf68 homolog. The record is from RefSeq and is a predicted model, not a curated record. Lineage: Eukaryota; Metazoa; Chordata; Lepidosauria; Squamata; Lacertidae. The coding region runs from base 209 to 946 and encodes 245 amino acids. The transcript is spliced from 2 exons.
AAGAGGCCCCCGCCCGCUCUCUCGCGCUCCUCUGCCUCGCCGGGGAGGGGAAGAGAAUGGAGGGGGCUCCCGUUUGCCUGUUUAUUCCAGCGCCUGCCGCUCACCACAGUCAUUGCCAGUAACGGUUUGCUUUACGGUGCUCGGAAUGCUUCGCCUCCGUUAAGCUUCUUGUUGCACUGAGCAGCCCUGCAAGGUGCCCUGCAGUGCCAUGUCCAGCCAGGAUGAUGAGACAGGGAAGGAAGGUGCUUUUGCAGCGGAGCACCUGGCUGCCGAGUCCAUGGCAGCAGAUAUGGACCCCUGGGUAGUUUUUGAUGCUCGCAAGACUCCCCGGGCCGAAUUCGAGGAGUGGCUGCAGACCUACCAACCGUCCCGCGUGUCUCGGUUUGGUGACCCUGAGUGCAAUGCUGAGCCAGUGGGUUGGAUAGCAGUGUACGGGCCCAGUUUCUGUCCCGAAGCUGGCGAUGUGGUAGGGCUGCAGGAGGACUGGGAGCUGCUGCAAGCCAGCGGGCGCCACAUCACCUUCGACAUGGUCAAGGAGCUGGCGCUGAACCGGCGGGUGUUGACCGGGAAGUGGCUCAUGCACCUGGAUAGUGGCUUCAAGGUGGACCAUGCCUGGUGUGGCAUUGCCCGUGCAGUGCUUGACGGGCGCAUUGGCGUGGCCAAGGUCAGCCCCUGCUGCCCUGACUCUGAGCGCAAGCAGGUCAUCUGUGUAUACACAGACGACUUCACAAAUGAGGAGCAGGUGCUGGUGGCCGAUGCUGUGAUCCGCACCACGGGGGUCAAAUGCUUGUUGUCCUACAAGCCUGAUGUUUAUACCUACUUGGGCAUCUACCGAGACAACCGCUGGCACCUUUGCCCCACCAUCUAUGAAAGCAAGUUUGAUUUGGAAUGUAUUCCUCGGCGUUCGUGCAUCACCAACAAAGUGAACAACACGGAAGUGACUUAAAACGUGUUCCUUUGGAUGUGUGGCCCUUCCAGGGGAAUGGUGUUGUGGCUGGGAGUUACAAGUCCCAGCGCCCCUCCCCUUUCACUCCCCCUCAGAGAGACCACAUUACAGUUGCCAAGCACAGGCCAGCAGAGAUGCUGGAGGCAGGAUUUCAGCACUGGGUGGCAGCUGCCUGCAUUGGUCUUCCUGCAGCCACAUUUAAGGUCACCUGAAUUUAUCUUUCAAUGGAAUGUGCUGCCUUUCUUGUUUUUGAGAACUUCCUACUAGGAGUGCAUCCCUGCACUUCUUCCUCAGUUGCCUGUGCAUAUGCUUUCAUAUCCCUUUCCCCAGUGACUUUGGGUAUCAAAAUAAAUGCACACACUCCCAUUUCAUGACAGGUCACUAGAAAGAUUGCUGUAGCGGUCAAAAAGCAAAGGGAUGGCAAGUCAAAUUAUCUUAGUUGACAAAUCCUUGCAUGUUUAGGAUAUGAAUACCCAACAUGGUGUUUUCCAAAUGCUUUGGCCUGCAACUCCCAGCAUCCUUGACCAUUCACCAUGUUGAGUGAGGAUGAUGGGAGUUUUAGUCCAAAACACCUGGAGGGUUUGGCUGCCACUAUGCUAAGAGGCGCCAUACUUUCUAACAAUGCAAAACAUUCCCAUUUUACAGAAUAAUCUAAGCAGACUAUGGGGAGUUCUGUGAAACACAAAAGUUUGGAUGUUCUUGCUUCCAACAGUUUCAUCUAAUUUUGCCACAGGUUCCCCAGGUCUGCCCUAAUGCCUGGGAAAAGUAGUUUCUAGGGAGGUUUUUUGUCAGAAACUACUAAUGGUUCACUAGGGAGGUGCUGUGUAGUUUUGACAGAGGGGCUAAACAUAGACACUAUCCCAACGAAGUGUGUUGGGAGAACAAGUUUUACUUAUUUAAGGGAAUGUCUCUCAACAUUUCUUUCCUCUUGAGGCUGUGGAAAAUAAAUUUGAUUCAGCAGCACUCACCUACCUGUAAAAUAGGUUUUUAAAAAAUAAAGUGAUUUUGUCUUC